Molecule: messenger RNA, 1742 nt
Organism: Eurytemora carolleeae
Lineage: Eukaryota; Metazoa; Arthropoda; Copepoda; Calanoida; Temoridae
Product: glycine betaine transporter OpuD
Exons: 19
Coding region: 42-1742 (566 amino acids)
Biological process (GO): nitrogen compound transport
Cellular component (GO): plasma membrane
Molecular function (GO): transmembrane transporter activity
Source: RefSeq, a predicted model, not a curated record
UACAUUACGAAAACAGUAAAAAGGGGAAUCCCAGUCCAGCCAUGAUCCUCAAUAAUAUUGCAGGCAAAAUGCCUGAAGAUUCUCCGCCGUAUUCUCUUAAGCCGGCUAAGAUUCCAGAUUACCCUGAUUCUCCAAGAAAACAUGAAACUAAACCAAUCCAAGAUGUUCAACUAGGCGGGUACUCAAAUAUUGAAGACAAAAACCUUUGGAUUAAAUUACGCUACGAAUCGAGGUUUCUAAAGUGGGCUGAACUGGCGCUGAAUCCUGUAGUUACUUUCUUUUCACUUUUAGUCAUUAUAGCAUUUGUGGUCUGGGCUAUACUCAAACCUGAAGAGGCGAGUGUGGAGUUCUCAAGUUGGAAAGCUUGGAUAGGAAAAUCAUUUUCUUGGCUUUUCAUGGGAUCUACGAAUAUUUGGGCAGUGUUCAUUGUAGUGAUAUAUUGCAGUAAAUAUUCUGAGUUGAAGCUUGGAAAGGAAGACGAUGUACCAGAGUACAAUGAUGCUAGUUGGUUCUGUAUGUUGUUCUCCUGCGGGGUCAGUACUGGACUUUUCUUCUUUGGUGUAGCAGAGCCAGUAAUGCAUUAUACACAGGCUAAUAGGUAUACAGCAAACCCUGGUUUACCAGACAACAAGCUGGCGGAGGAAGCUGUAAAUCUGACCCUCUUCCACUGGGGACUACACGCCUGGGUGGUUUAUACACUAGUUGGUCUUCUUCUCAGUGUCAUGUCUCAUAGGGAGGGAUUGCCAAUGACGAUCAAGUCUUGCUUCUAUCCUUUGAUAAAGGACAAGAUCUAUGGCUGGCCUGGCGAUCUGGUAGAUAUACUUUCAGUUAUUGCAACAAUGUUCGGAGUGUGCACCAGCUUAGGACUUGGGACAAUACAGAUAAACGAGGGAUUGAAUCUUCUCCAUGGUGGAAUACCAAUAGGAACAAAUACUCAGAUAGCGAUCAUUUGGAUCGUUACAGCUGUAGCUUCAAUCUCCGUGGUCUCAGGAGUAGGAAACGGAAUUCGUAGGAUCAGUGAGUUCUGUUUUGCGUGUGGAAUGGUUAUAAUGCUGAUCGUUCUCUUUCUCGACAAAACCGUCUUCAUUCUAAAUCUCUACGUUCAAGCCAUCGGAUACUAUUUCCAGCAAAUAAUCUGGAUUGGAUUUCACACUGAUGCAUUCGAGCAGCUGGGUCCUAGUUCAGGAGCAGAGGACAGAGGACGCUUUCUACCUGAAGGGGUGGACUCUACUGAUGGACCUCAAAGAUGGAUGGAUCUCUGGACUAUCUUCUACUGGUCCUGGUGGAUAGCUUGGGCUCCCUUUGUCGGCAUGUUUAUUGCUAAAAUCUCAGCUGGUAGAACAAUAAAGGAAUUUAUUCGUGGCACUAUGCUGGCUCCUGUAGUCUAUAUAUUCAUGUGGCUCAUUAUAUUUGGAGGCGCUGGGCUAAGAAUGGAGCGAGAGGCUGCAGGAAGCACCGACAUCUGUUGUCACAAUAUCAACAUGACACAGAUUCUUCUAAUUGCGGAACAAUCACCCAACACCACGAUCAGCCUCAGUGAUGGUUUGUGUAUUGGUGAUGGGUGUACUCCGUGUUCUGUCCAGCUAUUAACUGAUAGAAUAUCACAGAAUAUGGAUUUCGGAACCUUGAAGUUACAAAUAGAUGAAGUAGGGGCUAAACAGUGGGGGGUUACUACACAGGAUAGAAAACUUACAAGGUAUUAUUAUUUUUAUUGUUAUUGCAGCUUUUGUUAUUNUUUUUAA